Molecule: messenger RNA, 1207 nt
Organism: Brachypodium distachyon (stiff brome)
Lineage: Eukaryota; Viridiplantae; Streptophyta; Magnoliopsida; Poales; Poaceae
Product: putative F-box protein At2g02030
Exons: 1
Coding region: 5-1207 (400 amino acids)
Molecular function (GO): protein binding
Source: RefSeq, a predicted model, not a curated record
CAGCAUGAGCACCGUCUCUUUACCUUACCACGUCGUCUUCGACAUCCUCUUGAGGACGCCGGUCAAGUCUGUCUGCCGGUUCCGAUGCGUCUCCAAAGCCUGGCGCGACCUCAUCCGCAGCCCGGUCUUCGCGGCGGCCCACAAGUCCCGGCACGGCCCGCUCCUCGUCGACGCCGGCUCCUUCCACGAGGAAGAACCCGCCGGCGGCCGCGACCUGCGGCUCAUGGACAUGGACGGCAGCGUGGUGAGAGUCAUCAGGGGCGCCGGUGGCUUCGGGAUGAUGAGCAACACGAGCCUCGACGACCUCAUAUGCGUCAACGGCGCCUCCUGCGACGGCAUCAACGUGGUCGAUCCGGCCACCGGGGAAGUUCUCCUGACAUGCCCACAAGUGGACAUCGUAGAGGAGCACGACAAGUUUCCCUACGUCGCCAUGCGCUACUACGUUAAUUUCGGCAUCGGCCGUGCCGUCCCGUCGAAUCAAUACAAGCUGGUCCGCCUCGUCGCCGACAAGACUUGCGAGGUCUUCACUUUAGGAGACGGCGGAGGAGGGUGGAGGCAAGCGCAGCCGUUGCCGGUCCACCGACGCCAGCCCCGGUCAGAUCCUAUCCGCAUCCUCCCUGAUCAAGGCUCUCCCAUCGCCGUCAAUGGCGUCAUGUACUUCUUGUCGCGAGAUAGCUGUGCAAGCUUGCUCUGCUUCGACCUGGAGAGGGAGCAAUGGAAGACGGGCAUAAUACAAGGGCCGCACAAAGUUGUUGGCUUGAAGAAGUGGGCGGAAACUGCAGGGAUCCGCAUAACGGAGCUCAACGGCGCCCUGUGCAUGGUCCAAGCGGCGUGCGGGACGUAUUCACAACCGAUUGAAUGUCCGGUCACCAACAUAUGGACCCUGGAUAAUUUGGGCAAGCAGGGUGACUGGAUCAAGGCGUACACGAUCCCAAUGGCGCCGAAUGCGUGUCGUUAUAUGCCAUUGAGGGUGAUGCGCGGUGGUGGGAAGCUGCUCUUGCAAUGCUCUUUUGAUCAAGGACGAUCGUUGGUACUUCAGAUCUACGAUCAUCACACUGAUACCUGCACAAACGUUACCGGGGCGCCGGCCGAUCUUGCGGGUAGAAUUGGCCUCUGUAACUUCCGUUUGGACCAUCCCGUGCCCGCCAAGAAUUUGUUGGCACUUCUUUUAGACCAAGCAUGUUGUUAUUUUUCGGUCACUAGCUAG